AUGACUAGGUACGGGGGUAUGGGGAGGACGCGCCCGAAGAAACUCACCUCCAAGGCGUCCAUCCCCAUAGUUAGGGAGGAUCAAAUAGAUGUCAUCGAUGAGGAUAUCCAGGCCGCGCUCCAACAAGUCGAGACAGGCGUUGAAAAGGCAGAAGAAUCGGAAUUCCACCUUCAAGCUGCCAUCAAUGCCGUCGCCCUCGGAAAAAUCAGCGAGGCCAAUAUCCCCACGCCCGAAACCGUCCUGAGUUCUAUCAGAUAUGAUGAGCUCUAUCCUCCCACAUUUUCACAACCUGCGACUUACAUCCGGUUUUCUUCCACUGUGGAAGACUGUUGUGGAUGUUUAUAUAACCUCGAUGAGGAAGAUGACGUAUACCUCAAGAUAAUGAACGAAAAGAGGGGCCCCUCCACCCCCGCGUGCACAGAGAACCAGUUUGAAGAAGUGAUGUAUUUCUUCGAAGAAACAGCGCAGAUGAAACAACCAUUCGCGUCCGUAGACAGUCCUCCUGUGCUUCCAUUCGCUGAGAUUGAGGAGUGCUUCGAUGCCGCCGUAGAGGAACAUAUCAAGAGGUUUGCCAAGGACAUAUACGAACACUGGCGGAAGAGGAGGAUGAGCGUCGGGAACCGUCCCUUGCAAGUAUCUCUCAAGUUCGAAACGGGCCAAGAAACCGAUGAUGGCGAUCCAUAUGUAUGUUUCCGUAGGCGUGAAGUGCGACAGAUCCGCAAAACUCGUGGUAGAGACGCGCAAAGUGCGGAGAAGCUGCGCAGGCUUCGCAAAGAAUUGGAGGAUGCGCGCCAAUUGGUCGCCUUUGUGCGACAGCGCGAACUUGCAAGAAAAGAGAUGUUCAACAUUGAGAAGCAAGUCUUCCAACAACGCGCACAAGUCAAAGAGAUGAAACGGAAACUUGGCAUCAAGGACGAUGAUGAGGAUCUCAUCAACCAAAAGGCAAGUAACCAAGCUCUCGGUCUCCCAGUAUCCAUGACUGACAUUUCAAAGCCUAAGAAGAAGCCCGAGGUACCAGCUAUCCAGCGUGCUGUUCCACCACCACAGCUUCGCAUAUCUCAACGGUCUGGUGCUCACGCUGCCGCCGAAGACUUGCAACUGUUGGAGGAGGUGCAAGCUGAGAAGGAGAACGAAAUAAUUCGCGACAUCAAACAGAAUCUGCAAAAGCAUCUGAAAUGGAACGAAGGAUUCGUUGAUCACACGACUGCUCCACUGACGCCAUCCCCUAAGAGGACGUUCGAAGCUGCCUUCCGUCCUGCAAUCACCACACAACUGCCCACUCCGCCAUCUUCAGAUGCAUCGGAUACAAACGAUGCCGUUGCGCUAGAUAAUUUGCAUCCAUACUUCCGUGAUCGUAUUGCGACUUUGGACAUGGAUGAUGAUACCACCAAAUUACCUUCUUUCAGAAGACGUGUAGGUCGAGGUGGUCGGAUGAUGAUAGAUCGCCGCAAUAUGGUUGUAAGACAUAAGGCAGACAUCGAUCCAGUGAUACUUGACCGGUUCAAGUAUGAUGAUGAUGAGGAUGAGGACGAGGAUAUAGUGUUCGAGCGAGAUAAGUAUGAUAUUCAAAUCAUGCAACAUCGUGCUGUCAUGGCCGCGAAAGCUCGAGAGGUUGCGCAAAUGCAAGCCCAAGCACAGGCCCAGGCCCAGGCUCAAGCCCAGGCUCAAGCGCAAGCUCAGGCGCAAGCACAGGCACAGGCUCAAACAGCUCGACAGAUGGCUGGAGAGCGUAAUGCACCAGCAGGCGCAACCAUGGGCUCCAAUCCUGGCAUAGGAGCAGUCACGAACGCCUCGACCUAA
Molecule: messenger RNA, 1800 nt
Organism: Talaromyces stipitatus ATCC 10500
Lineage: Eukaryota; Fungi; Ascomycota; Eurotiomycetes; Eurotiales; Trichocomaceae
Product: histone acetyltransferase complex component Epl1, putative
Exons: 3
Coding region: 1-1800 (599 amino acids)
Biological process (GO): regulation of transcription by RNA polymerase II
Cellular component (GO): piccolo histone acetyltransferase complex
Source: RefSeq, a predicted model, not a curated record